AUGCAGUACCCCAGCCCCCCCCCAGUUGAGCACAGGGACCUCCAAAUAACUCUGUGCUCUGAUAAGUAUGGACUUGAUGGAGAAGAGAGGAGCCACGCUGACUUCAGUCAGGGGAAAAUAGUGAUCACAAUGCCAGAGUUUGCAAAUCCUUCGUCCAGUUCAGAAGGAGCCUAUGAGAACACUGUACAAUCUUGCAAAAAUAACUUGGAUGUUUAUGUAAAAGCUUAUAAUUACCCUGCAGAGCCAAAAGUGGCCCCCCAAACUUCAAUCUACUCCAAGGACGAUGUGGAGCUGGGCUCUAGAAACACACUCAUCUGUCACCUUACUGGAUUCUACCCCUCACAGAGUGGAGUGUCAUGGACUAAGAACAACGUCAACGUGACUGGAGAAGCUACUCUUAGCAGACAUUAUGCUACCGAUGAUGGAGCUUUUAAUCUGGUCUCCACCUUGAGCUUCAUUCCAGAGGAGGGCGACAUCUACACCUGCACUGUGGAGCACAUGGCCCUGGACAGACCACUGACCAAAACAUGGGAUGUGCAGGUGGUUCUGCCCAGUGUGGGUCUGUCUGUGUUCUGUAUAGCGCGUCUGGCUGCAGGACUGCUGGGAGUCGCUGCUGGAACUUUCUUCCUCGUCAAAGGAAACAACUGUAACUGAGAGUCUGACUGUAAACAUCACA
This is a messenger RNA of Colossoma macropomum (tambaqui), 676 nucleotides long. Its product is annotated as SLA class II histocompatibility antigen, DQ haplotype D alpha chain-like. Gene Ontology annotation, molecular function: MHC class II protein complex binding. Gene Ontology annotation, cellular component: membrane; MHC class II protein complex. Gene Ontology annotation, biological process: immune response; antigen processing and presentation of exogenous peptide antigen via MHC class II; positive regulation of T cell activation. NCBI's taxonomy places the organism in Eukaryota, Metazoa, Chordata, Actinopteri, Characiformes, Serrasalmidae. The record is from RefSeq and is a predicted model, not a curated record.